AGUCAUUUUCAUUCUUCACCGCUGUUUUUCUUUUAGGAACCACCAAAACUCAGACACUGACUGCAACUAUAUACUCACACACACACAUCAAGAUAUAUAUACAUAUAUAGAAAACUAGAAAUUGGAGGGAUUUUGACAUCAAGAACCAGAUAGUUGACUUCAAUUGUUUGCAGGUUUAAUCAAACCAGCGUUUAUAUAAAUAUAUAUAGCUCUGAUUUUGGCUAGGUAUUUAGACAAAAUCUAAAAAGGAUGCGUAGCAUGGCCAGCUCUGCCUCGUCCAAGGGCAUCGCCGCCAUUGUCGGCGUCGGCCCAAAGCUCGGCCGGUCCAUCGCCCGCAAAUUCGCCCAUGAAGGUUACACUGUCGCCAUCCUCGCCCGCGACCUAGGUAGAUUGUCAAAAUUUGCUGAUGAAAUAGCUAGAGAAGAAAAGGCACAAGUAUUUGCAAUCCGAAUCGAUUGCUCGGAUUCUCGAAGCAUAAGAGAGGCAUUUGAAGCGGUUCUUUCAUUGGGUUUUGUUGAAGUUUUGGUUUACAAUGCGUACCAACCCGUUUCAGGCCAACCCAACAAAUUUACUGACGUUAGAGUCGAUCAUUUCGAGAAUUCCCUUGCAGUUUCGUCUGUCGGCCCCUUCCACUGUGCCCAACAGGUACUUCCGGGCAUGGUGGAUAGAGGGAGAGGGACAAUUCUCUUCACCGGUUGUUCUGCUUCUCUUAACGGCAUUGCUGGUUACCCCAACUUGAGUUGUGGGAAGUUUGCUAUGAGAGGGCUAUCACAAUGCUUGGCAAAAGAGUUCCAACAUCAAGGAGUCCAUGUGGCACAUGUCAUCAUCGAUGGCAUCAUUGGCACAUCUCGUUUGUCUGGUGGGUUUAUGCCAUCGACGUCACAGCACAGAACAAUCGGGGAACAGCCAUUCAGUGGAGGAGAUGGGUGCAUGGACCCUGACGUGGUGGCUCAGACCUAUUGGCACUUGCAUAUUCAGGAUCGAUCCAUCUGGACACAAGAAAUCGACCUUCGUCCCUCCACCCCAAAACUACAUUAAACCAAAAGAAUUCCAAACUUGAAUCUGUAAUUCAUGCUUCAUUUCUCUAAUCUUCGAGUAUUGCAUAAUCUUGAGUGGAAACAAUAUGUAAUAUGGACUUUCAUUAGUUCGGUUGUGUGUUGAGUUUUUGCAUUCAAGUUUCUAGUGGAAAUCAUUAAUACAUGUGGAAUUUGAUGAACAGGACUCGUGAUGAUUGAGGGAUCUAGUUCCUUAAGAGUGUAC
Molecule: messenger RNA, 1260 nt
Organism: Olea europaea var. sylvestris
Lineage: Eukaryota; Viridiplantae; Streptophyta; Magnoliopsida; Lamiales; Oleaceae
Product: 3-oxoacyl-[acyl-carrier-protein] reductase FabG-like
Exons: 5
Coding region: 250-1038 (262 amino acids)
Source: RefSeq, a predicted model, not a curated record